Messenger RNA from Melanaphis sacchari, 873 nucleotides. RefSeq lists its product as uncharacterized. Bases 1 to 843 code for a protein of 280 amino acids. NCBI's taxonomy places the organism in Eukaryota, Metazoa, Arthropoda, Insecta, Hemiptera, Aphididae. The record is from RefSeq and is a predicted model, not a curated record. Gene Ontology annotation, molecular function: protein dimerization activity. The transcript has 4 exons.
AUGCUUGAGCAAGUAAAAAAUGUUGAAGGCCCGGCUGAUUUUAAAAUUGGUAGUGAAUUCAUGGAACCUUUAAGUAAAGUACUUCAAUCUUGUGAUUUGGACUUAUUGACAGCAGUUGAUUAUUUAAAAAAGGCGGAACAAAAAAUAACAAUGAUGCGUACUGAUGAACAAUUUAAUACUAUUUUUGAGGAAGCAAAACAAUUUUCUGAAGAACAUUUUGGUGAUUUUAAUUUAAAUAAUUUAAUGUCAUUUAGAAAUCGAAAAAGAAAUGUAGUUCGGCGUUCAGGUAUAUUAUCCCUAAAGCGUAUAAAAGAAGUUGGUCCUGUGCCUCAAGAUGCAUUUAGUAAAAUAUGUGAUAUCUAUGGAAUUAAUCAAGAGUCUGUAAGAAAUGAUUACAUACUAUUCAAAAGUAUAAUCAAAGAUUUAGAUCUCAAUUUAUUGAAAAAAUUACCAGCUAAAUUGCACGAUGACUCUGAAGAAUAUACAAGUGGUUCAGAUGAAAGUAAUAAAGAAGAUGAAGAAGAAUUGCAAGAUUUAAAUAAUUUUGGAAGCCUAAGAAAUAUUUUUGAAAUAAUUAAUACUAUGAAUAUUAAAUCGGAGUUUGAGCAUUUGUACACAAUAAUUAAAAUAAGUUUAACAUUGCCUACAUCUAGUUGUACUGUAGAACGAAGUUUUUCUAAAUUAAAAAUCAUAAAAUCAAGACUGCGUUCCACUAUGGAUCAAAAUAGAUUAGAGAAUUUAAUGAUUAUUUCUUGUGAACAGGAUAUAAACAUAGAUGUGUCAAAGGUAACAGAUAUAUUUGCGAGAAAGUCACCAGUAUUAUCUAGGUUACUAACAUUUUAAUAUUAAUAUUUAUAAUUGUGUACCACUAUG